This is a messenger RNA of Oldenlandia corymbosa var. corymbosa, 4587 nucleotides long. The record is from the annotation of a GenBank genome assembly. Lineage: Eukaryota; Viridiplantae; Streptophyta; Magnoliopsida; Gentianales; Rubiaceae.
GUGAUUAAAUGUGCGUGUGGACUCCUUUUAUCCGGGCUCAAAAAUUUCAAUUUCUUUUUCAUUGUGCGUGCUGCCUAGUUACACCUUAGAAGGUGUACAUAGAAUCUCUUCUUCAUCCUCUUCUUCUUCCUCGGCCAUAUCGUCACCAUCAUCAUCAUCGUCAAUAAAAAUAGGUGAUUCUCCGGUUCUACCUCUCCAGUUGUACCUCUCCAUACGAAAAGAGCAAAGGAGGACAACGGGAUGGAGGCAGGAACCAACGACGAGAGGGAGCCCUUUAGAUCCCUCGGCGUCAGAUCUAGCCGAUUCAAUUCUCGGUGUUCAAGGGCUGUUCCGGAUUCAAUGAACAUGGUGAUGACUGGCAUUGAUGUAUGAGAAAUUUAUCAGAGGUGGAAAACCACUACUGUUGGCAAAAAUGAAAUCUAUCGAAAGUCGAAACCAUUAGCACAAGGUUCAAUUGCAAGGUUUGAAUUGUUUUUUCCCCUUCGUUUUUAAAGGUAGGAUUCUUCCGGAUUUUGGGUUUUGGUGAUACUGACGGCUGACCGGAUCUGUUAGCCGCAUAGCCUGCUUAGUGAUGAAAGAACACAAAGGAGAUUCCAAUUUCUUAGCCCGGCAAUGAGAGAAGCGUUGGAGUUGUUCUCUGACUCUCUCACACCCCAACACUGAUCAAUGUAGAAAGUUUGGAAUGUAGAAAGUUUGAAAGUAGUUGGUAAAUCAACUACCACUGGCUGCGUCAGUAACAACUGAAAAUAGCAGGGAUCAUGAACCUGUUAAAUUGCUGCUUUUUGUUUCUGGCAAGAGAGACAAUGAUCUUGUUGGCUGCCCAAAAGAAGCAUCAUGCACGUUUUGGCUGCAAAUACUUGAUUUGUCAUCUUAUUAGCAUAUUCAACUGGGAGAGAUCUGAAAUUUACCAGUUGAAGCUUCUAUCACGCUGGGCCUCUCAAAUCUCCAUUUGAUCUAUUUUAUAUUUUGGGAAUCGGUAAGCGCUUCCGUCAAUUGCUGUCUGGUUGGUUUUCAUAAUAGCGGUUCACAUGUUGUAAGAGGGGGUUUAGUUUUAGUUUUCACCUAGAUCCCUGAUUUGGGAUUAAUAGAGUUUCUCUAUCUGAGAUCGUAGUUCUCAUUGUCAAGGGUGUUUUCAUAAUUCGUUUGCUUUUUAUCUAUGGAUGAAUAUGAAGCAUUAUUCCAUGAUCUGAUAUUGGUGUUAAGAUUUGUGGACAGUAAACAACCAUGGAGGAGCCGUGGCAGUGAUGGUGGUAGUGGAAAACAACAUUGUAGAUUUGAGUUUUUCUUUGUAUGUUGAGAAGACAGUUUAAUGGCUCUCUGUUAUAAAACUUUUGAUAUUUCUUUUGUCAUUGAGCUUCUUAAAAAGCUCUGCGCUUAUUAUUCUGAUAAUUUUCGGGUUGGUGACAGUGUUCAAACUAUAUUUGAUUCACAGAGAAUAGGAAUAGCAAUGCUCUUAAUUUGUUGUUUUUUCAUUUACAUAUACUAAUUUUUGGAGUUGGAAAUUGGGCAAGGUCUCGACAUAGACACUCAAAAAAUAUACGAUUGUGUUAAAUAACACUAGCAACACCCCUGGAACCUACUGUAUUCUAAUUUGAAAUUAUUAUUAUUAUUAUUACGUUUUUUUUUCAUUAACAAAUUAGAGAACACAUGGCCAUUUGCGUGGGGCAAACAUCUAGAUUUUGAAGGGAGGUCUACAUAAACCUAUUUUUGUUAAUAGUAACAUAUUUUACCUAUGAAGUAAUAGCAAACUUAACGCGGGGCCGUAGACAUCCGCCUCUAAUAAUGAUAAUCAUAUAAUUAUUAUUAUUAUUAUUAUUAUAUGAUUUAAUUUUUUAUUUAACGGACUCCCCCCGGCUUAUAAAUCGUUAACAUAAACAUUUGUUUGGUUCAAUUAAUUUAUAUACUCCCUCUGUUCUAUAAUUAUUGUUCAGUUUGGGUUUUCAUUUUUAGUACAAAUUGAAUUAAAAAUGAAAACUCAAAGUGGACAAUAAUUUUGGAACAGAAGGAGUACUUUUCAAAGUGGCUACGUUUUGUACAUACCUAAUUUUUUUAACCUAAUUAUGUUUAAUGUGUCUACAUUUUCAUACUUUCUAAUAAUUUUGUUAAUUAAAGUAAUAUAACAUUAAAGCCGACCGGACAUCCGCCCGGACCAAGCAUCUUGUAGAUUAUUAUUAUUUAUACAUUAUCUAUCCAAGUGUCAAAGUCGGAAAAAUUUUGUCCGAAUUUUAUAGUCUUCAAACAAUUUUUAAUUUGUUUGAAUUAUUUACUACAAAUUUUCAAUGUUAUUGGCAAUAUAAAUUUAUGCAUGGAUUUGGUUUUUCCCAUUUAGUAGUAAUUUUUUCAUGUAAUAAACAAUAAAUAAAUGUUCACACAUUACAUACUACUAUUGUUGUGGAUUAAUCUACGUUAAUUUAAUAUGAUCCCAAAAAUUGUGACGGAGAAAUCAAACCAUUUUAAAAUCGGUUCAACCGACUAUUUGAUCUCUCCGAUCCGGUUUGAAGCAAAAUCAGACAGUUAAUUUAAAGAAACUCUUUUUAGGAAAUUCCGCCGUGUCUUCAAAAUCACCCGCCGAAUCCAGAAAGCCUCUCGUUCUUGCCUAAAUUUCCAUCAUAGGAUGCUAAUUCCGCAUUGAAAAAACCUUCCAUUUUUUGUUAAUUCAUCAUUUCCUUUUUGCGGGAUGGAUUGUUUGGAAAGCAUUGAAUCCCCAUCUCAAGCAUACCGAACCUUGUUUAAGGUUAUCAUCAGGGCCAUUCCAAUCAGUCACUAUGUUUUGGCGGCGGCGAUUGCUUUGAUUCUGUUGUUGUACAAUUUCCUCGAGUUCCAUUUUUUCGAAGAUCUCUUCACUGGGUUUCGCGGCAGCCGGGUGUUGUUGACUUUUAAUCCGAGCUCAGAGUUGUACGAGAAAGUUGCAUCCAAAUGUCGGACUCUUCAUGGGAGAUACAUGGCGACGCCGUGGCUUUCAAGUCCUCAUAUCCAAUCUGUCUUCAUAAAUUUCUUUGGGAGGCCCCCCGUUUUCAAGUACAGAAGAGAAAUAUUUCAUGCGUCCGAUGGUGGGACAUUUGCCCUUGAUUGGCUUACAAGUUAUGAUGUGUCUCAAGAUUCCACUACAAAGAGUUCUUCCAUUUCGAAGGAUGAUACCACUCCAAUUGUUGUCGUAAUUCCAGGGUUAACAAGUGAUUCCGGUUCACCGUAUCUAAAGCACCUUGCCUACGAUACCGCAAAGCGUGGUUGGAAUGUGGUCAUCAGCAACCAUCGAGGGUUGGGUGGAAUGUCAGUGACUUCUGAUUGCUUCUAUAAUGCUGGAUGGACAGAAGACAUACGAUCUGUAGUUGAGUAUCUUCAUCAGGCUUAUCCAGCGGCUCCAUUAUUUCUUAUUGGAACAAGCAUUGGUGCUAAUGUCCUGGUUAAAUAUCUUGGAGAGGAUGGGGAGAAUGUUUAUGUUGCUGGAGCUGUGGCUAUCUGUUCACCAUGGGACCUUUUGAUUGGCUCCAGAUUCAUUGGUCGUCGUCUUAUACAGAAGUUGUAUGACAGAGCUCUGACCAUUGGUCUACAAGGUUAUGCACAAUUACAUGAACCUCGGUAUACUCGCCUAGCUAAUUGGGAAGGGAUAACAAAGUCACGUUCUAUCCGGGACUUUGACGCCCAUGCUACUUGCCUUGUUGGGAAUUAUGAGACUGUAGAUACAUAUUACAGGCAUUGUAGUUGUUCCACUUUUGUUGGGCGGGUUUCAGUACCAUUACUCUGCGUUGGUUCUUUGGAUGACCCUCUUUGCACUACUGAAGCUGUACCCUGGGAUGAAAUCAGGAACAAUAAAAAUGUUGUGCUUGCCAUGACAAAGCAUGGAGGACAUCUGGCAUUCUUUGAAGGAAUAACUGGUUCUCACCUUUGGUGGGUGAGAGCAGCUAACGAAUUCCUUGGUGUUUUGCAUUCUAGUCCAUUGAUGCAUACAAGGAAGAUACAAAGUACAUCUCAUUCUGCGUUGGUGGACUCUUCCAUUGAUCAAGGUCCAUACCUAAGUGCAGCGGAUGGGAUGGUUGCGGCUAUGGGCACCGAGCAUUCAUCGAACAAUGCUACUUUGUUUACGUCAGCUGAAGAGCACAGAGUUCAUGAAAAUCCAGAAUCCACAUCAGAAAGGGAGCAACGCCAAUCCACUCCGGAAGCAAACUCUGGUGACAGUUCCAGCCGACAUGCCAACUCCGAGGAUGUCAAAUCUACAUCUCCAGAAGGUAUUACUAAAUACUUGAGUCAGCUUUCUCGUCACAACAAAAAUUCGAUGUGGCUACUUGCAUACGUUGCCAUCCUUUCGUCGUGGCCUCUGUUGGGCACCGCCCUUAAAUUUUUGUUUAGGAAGAAGUUCAAGAGAGGCGUACCUUCAAAUGUUAAUAGAUGAUGGCAUGAUGCGUGAUGUUGUCCUUCCUACUUCAAGUAAUGUUUGUUCAAUUGAAAUGUAAAAGUGUAACUUGUAAUAUUAUUAAUAAAUGAACAUACUGUAUCAUUUUCUAUGUAUAUAUUAGGAAUAACCCUAUCGCACUUUUCACUUUUUCAACUCGUGAGAUUAAAUUGAGUCUCCCAAAGUGAGAUAUCUCC